Molecule: messenger RNA, 866 nt
Organism: Anopheles cruzii
Lineage: Eukaryota; Metazoa; Arthropoda; Insecta; Diptera; Culicidae
Product: zinc finger protein 879-like
Exons: 1
Biological process (GO): regulation of DNA-templated transcription
Molecular function (GO): DNA-binding transcription factor activity, RNA polymerase II-specific; RNA polymerase II cis-regulatory region sequence-specific DNA binding
Source: RefSeq, a predicted model, not a curated record
ACUAUCUGGCAAAACAUUCGCAAAUUCACAACAAGGGCGCAUGGUGUCAGUGUCCUCAUUGCCCUUCAAAGUUUCGCAGUUCAUCACACUUAAAGAUUCACAUUCGAACUCAUAGUGGCGAAAGGCCUUAUGUGUGUAAAGUCUGUGAUAAAGCGUUUCAUUCAUCAGGCAUACUAGCAGAACAUUCGAAAAUUCACAAUAAGGACCCAAAGCAUCAGUGUCCUCAUUGUUCAUCAAUGUUCGCAAGCUCGUCUAAGCUCAAGAUUCAUAUCCGCACUCACACCGGCGAAAAGCCAUACCAGUGUAAAGUCUGUGACAAAGCCUUCCAUUCAUCAGGCAUACUAGCACAACAUUCGAAAAUUCACAAUAAGGACCCAAAGCAUCAGUGUCCUCAUUGCAGUUCAAAGUUUGCCCGUUUAUUUGAGUUAGACAUUCACAUACGCACUCACACUGGCGAGAAGCCAUACCAGUGUAAAGUCUGUGACAAAGCCUUUAGGCAAUCAGGUAAUCUGGUAGUACAUUCGAAAACUCACAAUACGGACCAACAGUAUCGGUGUCCUCACUGUUCUUCAAGGUUCGUACAGUUAUCUAACCUAAAGAGACAUAUCCGCAUUCACACUGGCGAAAAGCCAUACCAGUGUAAAGUCUGUGAGAAAGCGUUCAGAUCACAAAGCGAUAUGACAGAACAUUCAAAAAUGCACAAUAAGGACCAACAGUAUCGGUGUCCUCAUUGUUCUUCAAGGUUCACAAGCUUGUCUAAGCUCAAGAUGCAUAUCCGCAUUCACACUGGUGAAAAGCCAUACCAGUGUGAAGUUUGUGGCAAAUCCUUCCGUUCAUCAUCAUUACUGGCACAACAUUCGAAAGUU